This is a messenger RNA of Vespula vulgaris, 1741 nucleotides long. RefSeq lists its product as uncharacterized. The transcript has 6 exons. Bases 1 to 315 code for a protein of 104 amino acids. Lineage: Eukaryota; Metazoa; Arthropoda; Insecta; Hymenoptera; Vespidae. The record is from RefSeq and is a predicted model, not a curated record.
AUGACGCCAUUACAGUUUGAGUUUGUGUCAACUAAAGAUGUCACUUCGUCCCUACCGUUAAUUACAGAUUUUCAAGAGUUUCACGAGAUAGAACAGGAAAGCAUGGAAUUAGAAUCAGUGUUAGUGCAUCGGCUUAGUGAUCCAGAGUCAAGAGGGUUUCGUCUUUCAAAGGAACAACUAUUCUAUCGUACCUCUGAUGACGUAAUCGAAUUACGGGGUCUACUUCCCCUCCUUGUCUGUGGUCUCGUCGCCAUCUUGGACGCAGUGACACGUGCACACGGUGUUUCGCCGCUCCGCAUAAUUACAGAUUUCUAAGAAUUUUACGAGCUAUAACGCAAGGCAUUGGAUAUACCAUUUUUAUACGUCUUUUUGAUACUCAUCGGUAAGUUUAUUUCAUUUUAUUAACAAAGAGCAAAGUUAAAUAGAAAGAAAUAGGUAUACGGAGUUCGUAUUAAGCUUUUUGUUUGUAUUUCUAUGAAAUUCUCCAAACGAGAUUAAAAUAAAAACAAUUGAUCGUCGAACUCUUUUCAGGUCAGAGAAGAGAUCUUUGGUUGUAUAUAGUAUUUGGAUGAAUACAGAUCUACGAGAGCACUGAUUAAUUUCAUUUUAAUUAUUAAUAAUUUUUUCAUGGAACAUUUUUAUUCUAGCUUUAUAAUGAUUAAUUUAAUAUUAUAGGAAUUUAUUAUUUCUUGGUAUAAAAAUUUUUAUACUUUUUAUGUAAUUCGCCAUUAUUAUUCCUGCAGUUAUUAUUUUAUUUUAGAGAAAAUUUAUUAGAUUUUUAUUAACAAUUGUGUCUCCACAUGUAGUUAUCUUCAAAUCUGGUGUGAUUUAAGCAUUCGAUAUUACUUGAGUUUGUAUCUUAUAAUACAAAGUAAACAUUAUCGAGCAAAUAGCUGCAUACUUUGAUACAUUUCAAAAAUACUUAGCUUGUAAUAAUUAAAAUUUUCAUAAUUUAUCAAAUUCAAUAUUUAAGAUAUUGAUAUUUUCGGAUAAUAUAUUUUCUAAUGUGUUACCUUCAGAGAUGAUUUACAAGAAAUGUUUUAUUUUUUUUUGUUUCAUAGUCUGUUGUAUGUUUCAGUUUCGCAGUUCUUUUAAAUUAUUAAUCAGUGUUAGUACAUUUUCUUCGUUAUUCUGGAGCAGGAUGCUCAUCGUGCAAGGGCCAACAAAACAUUUAGGUUAUUAUUACAAUUAUAUCAGAAACAAUGAAGAAACAAUGAAGAAACAAUGAAGAAACAAUGAAAAAACAAUGAAGAUACUGAAGUGUCGCUUAAAUAAAAGAAAAAUUGAAUAAAAGAAGAAUUGAAAUUGAGUAAAAGAAGAAAAUUGAAAUAAAAGAGAAAUAGAAGCAGCGUUUGUUCGUCAUAUUUGAUUUAUUUUUAUAACUAAAUAAGUAGAUUAAAUAAAAUUAGAUUCAGUAUAAAUUCGUGAUGUAGAGUCAGUGUUAGUACAUAUUUUUUAUCAUCCUGGGGCAGGAUGCUCAUCGUGCAGAGGAUCAAAAGAAUUUCAAUCAUCAUGGCAGUCGUAUGCAUGUUAAUGGAUGGAGUGUUGUAAUGUAAAUCAAGUGCAAGCAAAACAAUUAGUCAUAGAGACAGUUUCUUCGUAUAAAUUAUUAAUUUUUUAUUUAAACAUUUAUAUCGACUAUUCGCGUAUUAGAUUUAGAUUAGAUUAGUAUUGAAGAUGAUCGAGAAAUUAAUACACUUCUUCUAUUGAAUAACACUGUACGGUAAGUUAAUAUUAUAAA